Messenger RNA from Bombyx mori (domestic silkworm), 618 nucleotides. RefSeq lists its product as uncharacterized. NCBI's taxonomy places the organism in Eukaryota, Metazoa, Arthropoda, Insecta, Lepidoptera, Bombycidae. The record is from RefSeq and is a predicted model, not a curated record. Bases 1 to 618 code for a protein of 205 amino acids. The transcript is spliced from 2 exons.
AUGGGUGUACUGCAACAUCUUGUACACACCAUCAGACGUCUGUACGAAGAUGGCACGCCCGCUAUUCGUGUUGACGGUAUUGACUCCGAACGCUGGAGCACACAGGAUAAAGGAAUAUUAAACUUAAGAUACGCCGAUGAUACUACCCUCUUAGCAUCAACCAGAGACGAAAUCGAGGUGCUUCUUCGCCAGCUGGAGAUCACAGCUUUAGAUUUUGGACUUGGGAUCAAUCGUGAUAAGACCAAAAUGAUGAUCGUAGAUCGUGCUAACAUAAACCAGCCGGAAGUCCAAUAUAUAGCGGGGUCCGAUUUAGUGAAUAGCUAUGUCUAUCUAGGCUCCACUGUCACCAACGAUGGAGGCUGCGAAGAUGAGAUCCGAAGACGUUGCGCCGUGCCAAGAUCCUCAGUUGAGAGGCUAACAAAGAUUUGGAGCGACUGCAGAAUAACCAAAAACACAAAAGUUCGGUUAAUGAUAUGCCUGGUCUUUCCAAUCUUUCUGUAUGGGGCUGAGACGUGGACGCUGAGGCAAGACCGUCGUAUGAUUGACGCAUUGGAACGCAUUGGAGACGUCUCCUCAGAGUUCUGUGGACCGCACACCGUUCCAAUGUUUCGAUCCUGA